AAUCUGAGUAUCAUGCUGUGCCUGUUAGUACUUGCACUUAUGGAUUGAAUGUCCAUGAACAGUGUUAAUAACUGAGUUUUUUCUUUCCAGAUUCUCUACCAUGAAUCUGAGUGUCAUGCUGUGGCUGGUGGUACUAGCCCUCAUGGACUGCAACCGGAAAGCUCUUUCUUCGAGUCUGCCCAAAGAAGUCAUCGCCAACGUGGAGUCCAACCUGCUGUCUCUUUUCGGCUUCAAGGGCAGACCGAAUAUCGACAAAUCGAAGGUGGUGGUACCGCAGGCGAUGAUCGACCUGUACGAGAGGCAGAUGGGGAUGGCCUUCGAUACGACGGCGAUCCCCAAAAGGGGGUGGAACACCAGAAGCGCGAAUACCAUCAGGAAAAGUCCGAUCGACGAGCGUUUCUCCACCCACCACAAAUUCCGCCUCAAGUUCGACAUCUUGAGCGUUCCUCGCCAAGAGCAAAUCAAAGCCGCCGAGCUCACCCUGAGCCGCAGCCGCAUCGACUGGCUGACAGACGGCGCUGACGACAAGUCUCACCUGCAGCGCAUCCUAGUCAGCGACAUCCUCAAGCCAGGAAUCAAAGGAAAAGCCGGGCCGAUCACACGACUCGUUGACAGCAAGCUCAUCGACAUCACGAAGAACGACUCCCUGAGCAUAGACGUGUUCCCAGCGGUGCUCAGGUGGCUGGAGCACCCCCACUCCAACCACGGCCUGCUCGUAACCGUUAAAGGACUGGGCAGGAGCAAAGGUGAUCCUGCGCGGCAUGUGCGACUGCGCAGGAGUACGACAGAGGACAGCAGCUGGAACAGCGUGCAACCGGUCUUGCUGACGUACACGGAUGACGGCAAAGGGAAGCAGCGGCGUGGGGCCGAGUUUGCGGAGAUCCAGAGGCGGCGCAGGUCUUCCAAGAAGCACGGGAGAUCUAAAAACGAGAAGAGGUACCCUUGCACCAGGCACAAAAUGUACGUGGAUUUUUCGGACGUGGGAUGGAACGACUGGAUAGUGGCUCCUCCUGGGUACGACGCUUACUAUUGCCAGGGGGAGUGCAAUUUUCCGCUUGCGUCGCACUUGAACACGACUAAUCAUGCGAUCAUACAGACCAUGAUGAACUCGGUGGUUCCGACGCAGGUGCCUAAGUCUUGUUGUGUGCCCACUCAUCUGAACCAAAUUUCCAUGUUGUACGUGAACGAGGAGCAGAAGGUCGUGUUGACGAAUUACAAGGAUAUGGUGGUGACAGGUUGUGGGUGUCGAUAGUGAUUCUUCCUACGAAGCUUGCCGAUUUCCCGUUCUACAGUGACUAGUGCAACGUGAUUGAGCUGUUGGGGGAAUCUGUGACUUCUUUUGUUGAAGGAGAACGACCUUAGAAAUUGUGUCUGUGAUCGUGAACUCAAGGCUACCGUAGCAUGAACUUCUGUCCCAGUGAAAUGUCAAAAAUUGUUGGACACAGGGUGAAACCCGCUGCUGACUAUUUCUCUUCUAGUCUGUGAUUGUAAUUUUAGGAUGAACAUAAAUUUUUAGGUUUAGGUCUGUUGUACAGUUAUUUGAGGGGUCGAAUGCAAUAUAUCAUAAUUUCAGUGCAAGUUUGUUUUGAUUCAGAUAGUAUUAUACAGUGAGAUUUAUCCUUCCCUUGACUCGAUAGCAAAUUAUGGAUCACAAUUCUGAAAAAACUAUAUAGAUGUUCGGCACCUGAAAUGACUGUACUUUCAAUUCAUUUUCACGAAACUGUUACCUGUUUACCAUCUGAAGAAACCAUAGAGUAUUUCUUCGAGUUUGAAAGCAGUGAACGUGGAUAUUUUAGAUUAAACUUGCAGUACUGAAAAUGUCAAAGAGUAAAUUGGAAGUGUAAUGACGGCUUCGAACUAUAGCGUUGUUUAACGUCAGAAACAGAAAAUUUUAUUGAACAGAAUUAUAAUAUUCUUC
Messenger RNA from Phaedon cochleariae (mustard beetle), 1918 nucleotides. The record is from the annotation of a GenBank genome assembly. Lineage: Eukaryota; Metazoa; Arthropoda; Insecta; Coleoptera; Chrysomelidae.